GCAAACUUUCCAGAAGUUUCCUCUCAGUGCAGGACAGACUUAAAGGCAGAGAAACUACUAGAAGGAAAGUUUGAAAAGCGAAGAACGUUAUGGCUGGAAAGAUGUGGGUAAAGAUCUUGGCGAGCCUGUGUCUGCUGGCCAGCGUCAAAGCAGACAAGAAGCUCAGCAGCCAUGCCACCAUCUUGGCGGACAGCAGUACCAACCUGGCCUUCAACCUGUACCACAACAUGGCCAAGGAGAAAGAUCUGGACAACAUAUUAAUUUCACCAGUGGUGGUGGCCUCCUCACUGGGCCUGGUCGCUCUCGGUGGAAAGUCCUCUACAGCUUCUCAGGUGAAGACAAUCCUUGGAGGCGAUAAAGUAAACGAUGAGAAUCUUCACUCAGGCCUGGCUGAACUUCUGACCGAAGUUAGUAACUCCACAGCAAGGAACGUGACCUGGAAGAUUAACAACCGGUUGUACGGCCCGAGCUCAGUCAGCUUUGAGGACGCCUUUUUGAAGAACAGCAAGAAGCACUACAACUAUGGGCACUCCAAAAUCAACUUCCGUGACAAGCGGAGCGCGGUCAAUGCCAUCAACAAAUGGGCUUCCAAGUCUACUGAUGGCAAGUUGCCUGAGAUUACCAAGAAUGUGGAGAACACAGAUGGAGCCAUGAUUAUCAAUGCCAUGUUUUACAAGCCUCACUGGGAUGAGGAGUUUCAUCACAAGAUGGUUGACAGUCGGGGUUUCCUUGUGCAUCACUCCUACACUGUGUCAGUACCCAUGAUGCACCGCACAGGUAUUUAUGGUUUUUAUGACGAUGCUACCAACAACCUUUGUGUGCUGGAGAUGCCGCUGGCUCAUAAGAUGUCGUCCAUCAUUUUCAUCAUGCCCUACCAUGUGGAGUCUUUGGAAAGGCUGGAGAAGCUGCUUACACGUAAGCAGCUGGAUACUUGGCUAGCUAAGGUGGAGCAAAAAGCUGUGGCUGUCUCAUUACCAAAGGUCAGCAUGGAGGUUAGCCACAAUCUGCAGAAACAUUUUGCAGAUCUCGGUGUGACUGAAGCCGUAGAUAAAACCAAGGCUGAUCUAUCCAACAUCUCAGGGAAGAAAGACCUCUACCUGGCCAACGUCUUCCACGCCUCCUCCAUAGAGUGGGACACAUUCGGCAACCCCCCAGACCUCAGCAUCUUCAGUACAGACAAGAUCAAGAACCCCAAACUAUUCUAUGCAGACCAUCCCUUCAUUUUCUUAGUGAAAGACAAGAAGACGAGCUCCAUCCUCUUCAUCGGCAGGCUGGUCAAGCCCAAAGGCGAAAAGAUGAGAGAUGAAUUAUAACUAACUUGAACGUGUUUGAAUUUAGUAAAUCGUUUGUGUGUAUGUUGAUGGUUUGUGUGUGUGAGAGAGUGUGUGUUUACUUUUGACUGAACCAGCAAAGGAGUUUAAUACCUCAAGAGGACAAUUCUUGAACAUCUGUGGACCACCAUACAUGUUUUUAGAAACUAUAAUAUAGUGCUGUGUGAAUUCUAAAUAGCAGUCAAACUCUGCUAAACGUUGGUAUUGAGGUUAAAGUGCUGUUACUUAUUUGUUCAUUUGUUGUUUGAU
This is a messenger RNA of Trichomycterus rosablanca, 1580 nucleotides long. It is a transcript of the gene serpinh1a, whose product is annotated as serpin peptidase inhibitor, clade H (heat shock protein 47), member 1a. Gene Ontology annotation, biological process: collagen fibril organization. Gene Ontology annotation, cellular component: endoplasmic reticulum. The transcript is spliced from 5 exons. The record is from RefSeq and is a predicted model, not a curated record. Gene Ontology annotation, molecular function: serine-type endopeptidase inhibitor activity. Lineage: Eukaryota; Metazoa; Chordata; Actinopteri; Siluriformes; Trichomycteridae. The coding region runs from base 90 to 1313 and encodes 407 amino acids.